AAAAAAAAAAAAAAAGGUAGCUUUUGAAGUGGCUGCAUUAUUUAUCUGAUGCUGGUGUUGAUAUCUUACCUUCUUGCUGUACCUGUACUAUAAAAUCGGCUACCUCCCUUCAGAAUUUAUGAACAAGCGUACAAAGGGGAGUGAGUGAGUAGUUUAUUGAGGUUGAUCAAUGUCUUCAACUGUGGUGUCUACGAUUUAUGCAGUUUGCAGCAAUAUAACUGGGGUUGCAGGAAACCUCUUUGCUUUUGGAUUGUUCUUGUCACCAAUACCAACUUUUAGGAGAAUCAUCAGAAAUCAGUCAACAGAAGAGUUCUCAGGGAUGCCUUAUGUAUAUGCCCUCUUGAACUGCUUGAUAUGUCUCUGGUAUGGAAUGCCUCUUGUAUCGCCUGGUAUAAUAUUGGUUGCCACAGUCAAUUCCAUUGGGGCUGUUUUCCAAUUAAUUUACAUCAGCAUUUUCAUAAGAUAUGCUGAAAAGACAAAGAAGCUGAAGAUGUUAGGGCUCUUGAUAUCAGUCUUUGUGCUAUUUUCUGUCAUAGUAUUUGUGAGCAUGAGACUGUUAGACCCUAAUUUGAGGCAGAUUUUUGUUGGAUAUCUGAGUGUUGCUUCUCUAAUCUCCAUGUUUGCCUCUCCCCUGCUUAUCAUUAAUUUGGUGAUCAAGACAAGGAGCGUUGAAUACAUGCCAUUUUAUCUGUCUCUUUCUACACUCUUGAUGAGUUUUGCCUUCUUUGCAUAUGGAAUGUUCAAGCACGAUCCAUUCGUUUAUGUCCCAAAUGGGAUUGGAAUGUUGUUGGGCAGCACACAGUUAGCCCUGUAUGCCUAUUACAGCUCCGCAUCCAGAGAGGACACAGAACAGCUCCUGUUCAAUCCAUAAAAUGUCAAAGGAGAGCAAAUUGUACUGGAGAAGAGACAUCCAUGGAAUGUAUAAUAUGACGUUUAUAAAAAAAAAGAUGGUACCCAAAGUGGGAUAGAGGAUUUGUACUUAAUAAGGUGAGUGCCACUCAAGAGAGAUCAUUUUUUUAUGGCCAUAUGGAAAAGCAUUAUCCAUUGAGGUUUUGAUUUCUCUCGAGCACGAGAAAAGUGUAAAAUGGAUAAUCACAGCAUUUAUAUGUGACUUUAUAUGCUGUGCUUGUAUAUAUAGUUGGAUUGACAUUUUGUUUGACAAUUCAGACUAAAAUAAACUCUCUUAUUAACG
Messenger RNA from Rubroshorea leprosula, 1192 nucleotides. The record is from the annotation of a GenBank genome assembly. NCBI's taxonomy places the organism in Eukaryota, Viridiplantae, Streptophyta, Magnoliopsida, Malvales, Dipterocarpaceae.